This is a messenger RNA of Orcinus orca (killer whale), 875 nucleotides long. It is a transcript of the gene SELENOM, whose product is annotated as selenoprotein M. The record is from RefSeq and is a predicted model, not a curated record. Gene Ontology annotation, cellular component: endoplasmic reticulum lumen. Lineage: Eukaryota; Metazoa; Chordata; Mammalia; Artiodactyla; Delphinidae. The transcript has 5 exons. Gene Ontology annotation, molecular function: oxidoreductase activity.
CAUGCUCUCUGUCAGCAGAGGGAGGGUGGACACUCUCGGGGCUGGGAAAGUAAAGGGCUGAGGGCCAGAGAGGAGCCCAAACCCCGCCGGGAGAGCGCGGGCGGCCCCCACGCAGGCCCUGGGCGGAGACCGAGAGCUGGGGGCGUGGUCCCUAGCGGGGUGGGACCUCAAGCAGGGACCUGGCCAGCUCGCGGGCCCAGACGUGGCGCAGUGGCCGGACGGUUCACCUCUAGCUUGCGGAUCAUCUUCGGCCGGGUUUCAAUGCGCCUCCCGCUGCUUUCGCCGCCUCUGCUGCUGCUCCUCGCGGCAGUCGCGGCCGCCACCACCGCCUUCCGGCCCGACUGGAACCGUCUACACGGCCUGGCCCGAGGCCGGGUAGAGACAUGUGGGGGAUGACAGCUUAAUCGCCUGAAGGAGGUGAAGGCCUUCGUCACCCAGGACAUCCCACUCUACCACAACCUGGUAAUGAAACACCUCCCGGGGGCCGACCCGGAGCUCGUGCUGCUGGGCCAACGCUUUGAGGAACUGGAGCGAAUCCCACUCAGCGACAUGACUCGCGAGGAGAUCAACGCGCUGGUGCAGGAGCUCGGCUUCUACCGCAAGGCGUCGCCCGACGAGGCUGUGCCCCCAGAGUACCUGCGGGCGCCCGCUAGGCCCGCCGAAGGCGCUCCUGACCGCGCUGACCUGUAGGUCUGGGGACGCGGCACCACCCUGCCUGAGCCCUGGGGACAGAAUGAAGCGCUCAGCGGCCCGGGAGCACCACCCUCGCUGAGGGCCGACGCCCAGUCCCCGAGCCAGCAGGGAUGGAGUUGCGGGGGUCCCUCCUAACCCUCUUUCUUCCCUUCCCAGCUCCACUAAAUCCCCUUCCGCCUUCA